Molecule: messenger RNA, 870 nt
Organism: Malaya genurostris
Lineage: Eukaryota; Metazoa; Arthropoda; Insecta; Diptera; Culicidae
Gene: Obp47b
Product: general odorant-binding protein 66
Exons: 4
Coding region: 48-617 (189 amino acids)
Molecular function (GO): odorant binding
Source: RefSeq, a predicted model, not a curated record
AUUCCAACCGUUGAUCCAGUAAGGUCCAGAAAAUACACGAAUCAGCCAUGAAAAAUUUGUGCAUUGUUCUAACAGUGCUCUGCUUGAUUAGUUCGAGCAUCGCACAACAAUGUUCUCCACCGCCGAAUACGAAAAAUCCCAAAGAAUGUUGCGCCGUUCCGAACAUCAUGCCAUCUAAGGAGCAAUUUUCGACUUGCAUACAGAAGUUCCCACCCCCAUCGGGACCUCCACCAACUCCGGGAAGCCUACCACCGAAUGCGAAUUGCAUCGCCGAAUGUAUCCUCACCCAGCAGGGCGCAAUUUCUAACGGAGCCAUCAGCAAGGAUGCGGCCAUUUCCCAAAUCGUAGCAGUGGUUGGAUCUUCGUCUGAUUGGCAGGCACUUGCCAAGUCAGCGGUAGAGAAAUGCUAUUCCCAGGUUUCCUCGCUGGGAACUCAAAAGGACAGCAACGGAUGUAGUUCUGCUGCGGGACCAUUUGUGGAAUGUCUUCCAACUGAGAUGUUCAAGAAUUGUCCUGCCGCUUCCUGGACUGCCGGUGCCGAAUGUGAUCAACUGAAAGCACAUCUGGCUAAAGGAUGUUCGAUCAUGAGCCUGAUGCCACCUCCCCAUCCACACUAGGGUGUACCACGGAAACACAACUCGAGAUGAUCUAAAUCGGCUAAUGAGAUAUCUGUUGUUCUAUGCACUGGACCGAGUUUCUCCACAAUUACUGCGAGAAGCCGUAGCAUAUUAUUCGAUCACUGAUUUUUUGUUUGUAUUAAUGAAUUAAGCUCUAAUGUAAAAAUAAUGUUCCGCUUCCACCAGUUUUGUUUAAUUUAUGCAAUAAUAAUCUUUAUAUUUAGAUCAAAUAUAUGUAGAAUACUUUGAUCAA